Arachis duranensis is the source of this 780-nucleotide messenger RNA. Its product is annotated as alcohol-forming fatty acyl-CoA reductase-like. The transcript has 6 exons. The record is from RefSeq and is a predicted model, not a curated record. Gene Ontology annotation, cellular component: intracellular membrane-bounded organelle. The coding region runs from base 1 to 780 and encodes 259 amino acids. Lineage: Eukaryota; Viridiplantae; Streptophyta; Magnoliopsida; Fabales; Fabaceae. Gene Ontology annotation, molecular function: alcohol-forming very long-chain fatty acyl-CoA reductase (NADP+) activity. Gene Ontology annotation, biological process: long-chain fatty-acyl-CoA metabolic process; suberin biosynthetic process.
AUGAUGGAGUUAGGAAGCAUACUACAGUUCCUUAAGGAUAAGACCAUCUUAGUCACUGGUGCUACUGGCUUCCUUGCAAAAAUUUUUGUGGAAAAAAUUCUUAGAGUGCAACCAAAUGUGAAAAAACUUUAUCUUCUACUGAGAGCUCCUGAUAUUGAAUUUGCUAAUCAUCGCUUGCAUCACGAGAUUAUAGGGAAGGACUUGUUCAGAUUGCUGAAGGAAACUCUUGGAGGAAACUUCAAUUCUUUUGUAUCAGAAAAGUUGAGUGUGAUGCCUGGGGAUAUUUCUCAAGAGAACUUGGAUUUGAAGGACACCAUUCUAAGGGAUCAGAUUUUCAAUCAAAUAGAUGUUAUAGUUAAUAUAGCUGCAACAACUAAAUUUGAUGAAAGAUAUGAUGUGGCAUUGGGUAUAAAUACAUUAGGAGUUGAGCAUCUCUUGAGUUUCGCCAAAAAAUGUACCAAGCUUCAGGUGUUUGUCCACGUCUCAACAGACUCACCAAAAGAAGCUAAUACAUCAAUUGUUUCUCUGAUUGACAACACAUUCAGUAACAGGAUCUGGUUUCUUAGAUUUCAUGGAAGUUGUGGUACCAUAAGCUCUGAUACCAUGAAAGGUAUCAGGAACUUAGGUAAUAAAGCAAAAAUUGCGACAAAAGUAGAUUCGGCAGGAGCAUUGCGGCAGAGGUGGCAAGGAUGUUCAACAGCGACGACAGCGUUGGAGGUAGCGGUGGCUAUGUUUGCGAAAGCGGCAACUGCGGAGGAGGUUGAAGGAGAGGAGAGAUGA